AAGCACCUUCAUGUCUUUUACCACCGGGGCUGAAACUUUACCGAAUGUAAACAAGGGUCGAACAACUCAAAAUUUGAUUAUUUUUUUUUGUGAAAUUUUGCAAAAUUCAGUUUAAUUAAGUUUUACGGCUAUUUAAAGGCUAAAAUGCUUCAAGAAAAGUUAGAACAACUUGUAAAGAUAUUAGAGAAACAGGAAUUGGAAGAUUCCCUUCAAGAUACAAAGCUCUAUCAUGAAUUAUUUGCUGCAUAUCUUUAUUUAGAUGAUUUAGUAAACGCAAGGUUCUUAUGGAAACGCAUUCCUGUGGCAGUCAAGAACGGAAAUCAAGAAUUAGAGCAUAUGCAUAAAAUCUUCCAGUGCUUGUGUAAAAAUGAAGUUGUUGAGCUUUACAAGCUUCUUGAUAACUUUAAAUGGUCCAGAAGUGUUGCAGAGAUUAUGUACGAGUUAAAAGAUAAGAUCCGAAUGGAUACAAUAGAAUUAAUAGGUCAUGCAUAUACAUCAAUUUUUGAAAAUGUCUUUGGAGAAAUGACAAACUUAACACAGGACAUGAUUGAAGAUACAUGCAAGCGUUUAGAUUGGGAAAUACAAGACGGUCCACAGCCUCGAUUGAUACUUCCAAAGAAACCCGUAGCCGAUAGAGUUAGUGUAUUGAAUGCUGAAGAUCAGUUACAAAAAUUGACCAGUUUUGUAUCAUUUUUGGAAAAUUAAGCUAUUUAUAUCCAUCUCAAUGUGAUUACAUCUUGUUAAUAAAAAAUAUCUUAAAUAAUCAUCAUGAAACAUGCGUUAUGAACUUUAAUUAGACACUGUAGACUGAUGUGGAUAAUUGCGACAUAAUGGAAUCAGAAAAUUAAUGCCUUUGAGGCAUCACACACAGCAUACAGGCAUUGCCAAUUUCGUCAAAAUUUAAUUUUCAUUCAAAACGACAUAAUAUCACUCGCAUUAGUUCUUAAUUAACAUUUUAUUAUAAUGCUUUGCUAUGCAUCAAUGCGCAGGCAUUUAGUUUGCAAAUUUCAUUGUUACACACACCUCCGAGAGAUAAUGCAUCUUUUAACACAAAAAACAAUAAUAUUAUACAUUUCUGAUAACAAGGCUCGAAAAUCAUUAUCAAAUUGCCUUUAAUUACGCAAUUAUUCAACCCUCAAAUCAUGAUCUCAUUUAAUUUUCGACAUUAUAUAUUGUGUGCAUCGCAAAAUAUCCAUUUUAUUCAGUCCCUCACUCCACACCAUACUUAUCUCGUCAGGCAUCACGCUUGCUAUUGUUGCGGACGGUUUUUAUUUCAUUCUUUCAUACCAGUUCAAUUUAUUUGGUGGAAUGUAUGUGAAAUUAUUAAGUGUUGAUAUGGGUUAUUAAGGCUAGCAAGUGCGCA
Chironomus riparius is the source of this 1363-nucleotide messenger RNA. NCBI's taxonomy places the organism in Eukaryota, Metazoa, Arthropoda, Insecta, Diptera, Chironomidae. The record is from the annotation of a GenBank genome assembly.